Molecule: messenger RNA, 1895 nt
Organism: Dreissena polymorpha
Lineage: Eukaryota; Metazoa; Mollusca; Bivalvia; Myida; Dreissenidae
Exons: 5
Coding region: 947-1633 (228 amino acids)
Source: RefSeq, a predicted model, not a curated record
CACCGGUCUUACUGACCUGUGUACUAUCGCGAAAGGAAUUGUGGGUAGCACUACUUUUUCAACAUGGCUGCCGAUUGACAUCAUCUCAGUUUGUCAACGUUCAAGCCAUGGAAACAGCGACUCCAGUAAAGUCAGUGAGGGCCUGUCUAACCUGUAAUCGUUCAUCUCAAGGACAUUUAAAAAACUUAAGAAAUGUAGCUAUGCGAUCCAUACUACUGAAAAAACAGUUUGAAUGUCUGGGCUGCAAUAUUGAAGACCUUGUGAAAGUAGGACAUGAAAAUCUGUUGGUUUGUGACACAUGUUUGAAAAUAUUGGACAAACUAUCAGAAAUGAAGUUGAAUUUACAAAUGAACAUGAAAGAACUAAAGGAGAGUGAGGAUAGAACAAAGAGAUUAAUUAUGCAUUCUGUUUCUCCAGUAGUUAAGAAGUUCAAGGACACAACUGUACCAGUAAAAUCUAGAAAAAGUUCAAGGGCACUUUUUAAGAUGACAUCUCCAUCUCCAUCAAGAUGUAUUGAUUCAGUUAUUAGUCCAAAAUCAGGCAGCAUUGAUCAUUCAUACUCUGGUAUACCAAGCAAAACAAAAACACAAAGCCUUGACCAUUUGUAUUCAACAACCGUAAAUCAAAAUGUAGAUCUUAAUAAUCCAUACAGUUUUCAUAAGAAGAAAAUACUGAUGCCUCCUGAAAUUACUGUUAACGAAAAGAAAAGUGUCAUAACAAUAUUUGAACAAUCAUCAAAAGACACUGUAAGUGUUAAUACUGUUUUGGAAAAACUUCUUGAUCUCCCUUCUGUAAAUGAAAGACUAUAUCUAUGUUUAUUGCAACGACUAUCUGGAGAACUAAACAGGAUCUGUGAAACAAAAGACAAAAGUGUUUUAAGGACAAAGGUGUCAGAACUAGAACCUGAAACCUUUUUCAGUGACAUUGUAAAAGAAAUGCACUUGAAAUGUCCGAAGGUGUUGCAGUUUCUGAUAACCCUGUCUUGCCCAAUGGAUCUUGCAGUUCCAGAGAAAAAACAUGGUAUAGCAGCUAUGUAUGCACUUGGCAUGUACUUACGGAACAACCACAUGAUUGCCUUUCAAAAAGCUGUGCUGCAUCACGUAUAAGAUAUAAUGCAGGGAAUGGACUCAUGGAGUUUUUACACAAUCUGGGAAUGUCAAUACCUACAAAAAGCAAGCUGCCAAUGUUGGAUGACCUUGGACAAAUAAAUGGUCGGGAUGUAGUUUCUGCUUUGGCUAUUGGGAAAACCAUCAAAAUCACAGUUGAUAACAUUGACGGGCACAUAAAAGCUUAUCAGGUCAGGCUUGGUAGUGGAAACAGAGAUUUUCACUACACUCAUUGGUCGAUCCUUAUCGACAGAUUUGACCCAAGAGAUCUUCAAGGACUGAGCACACAACCGAAACAGAUAACUGCCCAAGGACCUGACCCUACCAUCUUCUUCUUGUCUUCAAACGAACAUGAAGCAUUAAGGAAAAGAUGUACUCAGCUUGUCAUGCGGAUACUGGUAGAAGAAAUACAGCCAUUGUCCAUGUUUUCUACGGCAACACCUCGUCUUGUGGACCAUAAAUACAGACAAGUGGUUGAUAGACCAUCACAAGUUCAUCCAGUGUUUGUAAGUAGGACAAAUAAAUAGGAUUUAAUGAAUAAUGGAAUUGGCUAAAUGAAAAUUUUGUACAUUUUGACAAUUAACUUCAUUAUAUGUGACCGCAGCUGGGAAAAUCAGUCUUGUGGUCAAAAAUCACAUUUUGACUUUUUGGUUAAUUGAGAUUCUGUAAACAUUGUAGUUUGCAAAAAUGACCAACCCUACAGCUUUUUGGUAGGAAAAAUGGUCACUUUCUAGAAUAAAACACACUUAAAACAUUAUUCAAACAACAAGCAAAACUGUUUUAAAAUAG